This is a messenger RNA of Mizuhopecten yessoensis (Yesso scallop), 1153 nucleotides long. RefSeq lists its product as uncharacterized. The coding region runs from base 25 to 669 and encodes 214 amino acids. The transcript has 5 exons. Gene Ontology annotation, cellular component: plasma membrane. Lineage: Eukaryota; Metazoa; Mollusca; Bivalvia; Pectinida; Pectinidae. The record is from RefSeq and is a predicted model, not a curated record.
CUUCCGCUGUCAAUGUAAAUAAUCAUGGCGGGUGUACCAGAUUAUUACGAGCGGAAGGGAUCGCUUUUCCUACGUUCUGAUCAUAUGAACUAUGGAAGAGCUACCUUAAAUUCUAACUGGCAUCAAGCAAGAGAAGCAGAACCCAAGGAGUAUGACAUCAGCCGAAACUCGGAAAGAAAUCUUUGUAAAGCAACAUACGAUAGAAUAGGAAAUGUAACAGAUGGAUCCUUACCAAAGACAACCUACCAGGACCAUGCAGAGCAAACGUACCUCAAGGACGACUUCAAGGAACAGGAAGUGAGGAAGUCGAUGGUAACCCUGGAAACUGUCAACAGUGCUGAUCUGGACAGAGAUGUUGGCCACCCAAAGAGGGGAUAUGGGUCUGUGCUGCCCCGACACAACCCCGACUAUAACAAACAUCACCUAGAAACCACACACAGAGCCGACUUCAAACUUCCCAACCCAGACUACCAAACAGUACCAGAAAGGCCACCAGAUUUUCCUGAUCUGUCUGCAGCAUACAGAAAGUGUCACUCACAGUUCACAGACACUGGCGAUUUUAGGCGUCCCGGCCGCAAUACAUGGCAGGAUGAGAGCGGCAUUUAUGCUAAUACUCAUUACAAACAGGAGGUGAUGAAAUCCUCCAAUCCGAUACCCGAGAGUGUGUAAUAAAAACAAUAACGCUCGUAUCUUUACAGCUAACAGGAAAUCAAGAUUUGAAGAAUAUCGGAAUGUAAGGAAAACACCAUAGCAUAAGUUAUAUACAGGGGUAUAUAACAGAAUUAUUAACAAACCAGGAAGGAAGCCUUAAGACAUAUAGAAAAAUAAUGGAGACCUUGAGAGCCUAAAGGCCUGUAGGAAAAUAAUGGAGGGUCUAUAGGCCUAUAGGAAAAUAAUGGAGGGUCUAUAGGCCAGAAUGAAAAUGACCAAGUCCAACAGAAUGAGAAUUUAUUGUACAACUAUUACAAGAAAGACAGUUUAAGGAAGUGAAAAAAUACAUUUUUUUUACAAAAAUUUACAAAAUGUUUAUGAAGAAAAAAAUAAGCAUUACCGCCAUGAAAAAUAAAUUGUGUACAGUAUCAAAAUUUUCAAUGAUGGAAUUCAGUUUCAAGCAUUCAAUAAAAUAUUUUGUAUAAACAAUUCUAUUAAUGCA